AUUAAUUCUGAAAACGUCAAAUGAAGCCUCUCUGACUCGCGAGGCGCCGCGGGAAGCUUACCCGCGGAGCCGAAGUUCGAAACGACCAAACAAACCGAAUACCGUUUUAUACGUUUGUGUCCUCAAGUGUCGUAUAUAACCAACAUUUAGCGUGUAAUGAGUAACAGUCUCUCCUUACUUUGCUAAACUCCCAGCCUGUUUCAUUAUGGAGAUGUUGAUGUUAGUGCUGGUGGUGGCCUUGUCCGUCGCCCUACCUUUGGCUUUCGUGAGUUGCUGCAUGCUCUACACGUUCUUCAGGCAGCAAUUUUAUCAUGACGACACCAGGGCAGUUCCAGCAGCCAGUGGCAAUCAUUGCGUGGUGGACGUGAGUACUUCGGAGGGGUCUUCAUACAGCAAGAAAAUUCUCUUUUCCGACGACUAUUACAGGCAGCAGCGUCUGAGCGAGCAAAAGGGCCUCCCGGCUAAGGAGAGCUUGGGGCAAAGGUUGGAUUCCCAGAGCCUGGGCGCUGCGCUCGAUAGUGUCCGGCAGGUGAGCGCCCGAUUGCAUCACCUUCAGCAGCAGAGAUCGGCAAAAAUCGAGAGGCCUCAGGAAAGGAGCAGCCACAUGAAAACUAAGGACUUCCGACCUACUAGGAUCCAAGCCUCAGUCGUUCUGGAUCCACUCGCUUUACCUCGAUGUUCCCUUCCUCUGAAUGUCCACAGGGAAUUGACAGUCUAGCGGCAGGAUUAAUCAUCUUCCUAUCUUUACUCUGUAUUACAAA
Molecule: messenger RNA, 761 nt
Organism: Penaeus monodon (black tiger shrimp)
Lineage: Eukaryota; Metazoa; Arthropoda; Malacostraca; Decapoda; Penaeidae
Exons: 3
Coding region: 206-718 (170 amino acids)
Source: RefSeq, a predicted model, not a curated record